CUACAUGUAUACCGGAAGUAAACAACACGUGGUCGAUGUUUUUUAAGCUGAUAAGAGACCCGGCAUCGUACUCGAUACGUCGAGUCAUCUCGGACAUAAAACUAGCUUCACGGGUGUUAAUCUAUUAUAUCUGUGUUUGUUGACAAUCAGAAGAACACAUCAUGGAGAAUGUUUUGAUGCCGAGGGAUGCUGGUAGAUUGAUAGCAGAGACGAGUAAAGAUGUCACCAUCAAUGAUGAAGGCGUACAGAAACUGGCUAAACUGAUGUAUGAAUGUGUAAAGACAAAGAAAUAUACUAUUGCAAACUGGAAAAGUGACCACGAAUUGAAUCCUAGUAAGAUGACCAAAGCAGAAGUGGACUGGGUAUUUGUGGCAGACACAUUAAAUUUCUCAUUCUGGUCGAUGAAUGACAAUGAGAAGUUCAAGGUCACAUACAAGGGCACAGAGUACACUGGUUACUGGUCCUGGGUGGCAGCUCUCAACCGUGCUCUAGAUAAUGGCAUUCCACUGACAGACCCUAGCUACUAUGCCAGUGUCAGUAAGGAAGAAUUGUGUAACAUAUUCAAGUCAGACACUGAUUGUGAUGUCCCACUUUUAGAGGAACGGUUACAGGUCCUUCAGGAAGCAGGCAAAGUCCUGCUAAAGAAAUAUGAUGGGAGUUUUGUAAACUGUAUAGAAAAAUGUGGAAAGAGUGCUCAAACCUUAUUGAAGCUGGUAGUUACAGACUUCCAGUCAUACAGGGACGAGACAGAGUACAAUGGCAAGCAAGUUGCAUUUUACAAGAGAGCACAGAUUCUUAUUGCUGAUAUUUGGGCCUGUUUUGAGGGAAAAAAUUAUGGAGAGUUCCACGAUAUAGACACCAUGACCAUGUUUGCAGAUUACAGGAUUCCUCAAGCAUUGGCCUAUUUUGAUGCUAUGUUGUAUUCUAAAGAGCUGACAGAAUAUAUGAAAGCAGACAAAAUGAUGAAGACCGGUGACCGAUACGAGAUGGAGAUCAGAGGCUGUAGUAUAUGGGCCACUGAGCUAGUAUGUGAGGAAGCUAAGAAGUUGUUACAGGCAGAUGCGGAGACGAAAGAUGGCCACAUUAACUCUAUUAUUAUUGAUCAUUAUCUGUGGGACUACAGGCGGGACCACGCUGAUGACCCCAAAAUGGCCGACAUUCCAUUCCACAAAAUACGCUGCAUAUAUUACUGACCAUGUUAUAUAUAUGACAGUCGACCUUCUGUGAGAUGAAGGUCAAGGGAAGCGAUGACCUAGCUUCUAUAAUAUAAAGGUCACUAGAUACCCUACAUGGGUUAGUAGGUGCUUUAAGUAUACGGUUUAUGUAUCCCAUGUAUUGUUAUAUGCCCAUGUCAAUGUUCUCAUUCUCACCAUGUUUUGUCGUAACUCAUAUUUACUAAAAUGAGUUUAUCUUUUGAGUUGAUCACCAUAAAUUCAUCGUCAUUCUCUUCUCUUAGUAUAGUAAUAACUUUCUCGGUCGAUAAGUGUGUCCGUUACACAAAUCUUGUGUACACAAGGUUCUCAUGAACCCCUCUAAACUGACUUCAUAUUCUCACCAUUGUAUCAUGAUCAGGCUAGGGUUUGGUGGUCAUUGGUCAAGAUCAAAGUAAGGUUUUACAAGUGCUUGACCUCUUCUGAAAUAGAUUCUGUACAAGAUAUCUCAGGAACUCCAACAAGGUUAAAGGGUCAAAGGUCAAACUUAAAAAGUAUUUGGCAGAUCUAUAUACACCUAUAUAACCACAUGCACCAUUUACUGACAAGCUAGAGGUAUAUGUUCUUACCAUAUUUUAUACACUGACUCGGAGGUUGCAUAUUACUACUACUUUCUAGAACCGAGAAUUGUUCCUAUUACAUGUAUUUUGUCUCCAUUUCAGAUGCAAAAUAUAAACUUUAUAACAUUUUUUCUUCUGAUUCUUACAGAAGUCUUUUCCAGGUCUAAACUUUUUCACUGGCUCCAUGCAGUACUGCCAAACUUUCAGGAUCUCAGACUUUAACUAGAAUUGAUUCACAGGAUUGAUUGUUAUCUAUAAUUGCAUGAACAGUGUAACUUUUAUUUUCUUGAAAUGUUAAAUGUAUAAUUUUAUAAUUCCAUUCUACAUUGUAUAUUUUUUUAGGUACUUUGUAUAUCUAGGAUUACAUACAGUUGUUUUAAUGUAAAUUUGUACUGUAAUUGUUCGGUAAUUCAAUCCAAGGAGUGGGAACAAUACAGUAAAGUCGAAAACAUAUCAACAAAGCUCGAUAAAUUUGUUUCAAAUUAGUGCAAAUCAGCAGGUUAAAACAUUUCACACAGCUACAGAGAAUUUACAGGUCUAUUGAAUUGGAACAUAUCGGCCACAUAGUUAUAACUCCUUGGGUUGUACAGAUCUGUAUUGGUGCUGAUAUAUUGAGUAUAUCCAUGGACCUCAGAGGAUGUAAUUAGAAUGUUUUUCCACCAUCUGUAAGUGAUUUUAUUGUUAUAUUUUUGUUUUAUAAUAAAUACAUCAAACUAGAACAUUGUCUAUCUUAAUUACAUUCAAUGAAUCACAAUAAAAUGUUCUGUACUUUUGUGCAAGUAACUUUCUAAA
Pecten maximus is the source of this 2563-nucleotide messenger RNA. Its product is annotated as queuosine salvage protein-like. Lineage: Eukaryota; Metazoa; Mollusca; Bivalvia; Pectinida; Pectinidae. The transcript is spliced from 10 exons. The record is from RefSeq and is a predicted model, not a curated record. The coding region runs from base 162 to 1193 and encodes 343 amino acids.